AUGAAUUCGGCCGAGCAGACAGUAACGUGGCUCAUCACGCUGGGAGUCCUGGAGUCUCCCAAGAAGAGCAUCUCUGAUCCGGAGGCUUUCCUCCAGACCUCCCUGCAGGAUGGAGUGGUACUCUGCAGGCUGCUGGAGAGACUCAAGCCUGGGACGGUGGACAAAUUCUUCCAGGAACCGAGGGGAGAGAGCGAGAGUCAGAGGAACAUUAGUGAGUUUAUCACCGGCUGCGGGUCUUUCGGUGUGGAGCCUUUUGAGGUCAAUGACCUCCUGCAGGGUCUGAACUUCACCAAGGUCCUAAACUCCUUGGUUGCCCUCAACAAAGCUACUGAAGAUUUAAGCGUUUCUGAGGACAGUGUGUGUGCGCCGCACUCGUCACACCUGAGGAUCAAGUCAUUUGACUCCCUGAACACUCAGAGUCGCUCCUCUAAAGUGCUGCAGCCUCAGUACCGCAGCCUGGACAUGUCAGAGGGCAGCGGGUGUGGCCACGCGCUGUUCAAGGCGCGCUAUGCUUUCCAGCAGACCAAUGAAGACGAGCUCUCUUUCUCCAAGGGCGACAUCAUCAGCGUGAGCCGGCAGGAGGAGGGGGGAUGGUGGGAAGGCUCGGUCAGCGGCAACUCUGGCUGGUUCCCCAGUAACUACGUACGGGAGCUGAAAGGAAGCGACAAGACAUUAGACAAGCCAAAGUCUGGGACACUGAAAAGCCCCCCCAAAGGUUUCGACACCACCAUCAUCAGUAAGACCUACUACAACGUGGUCCUGCAGAACAUCCUGGAAGCAGAGAGUGAAUAUUCGAGGGAGCUUCAGAGUCUCCUGGGCUCAUACCUGCGCUCACUUCACCCCACAGACAGACUCAGCAGUAUUGACAUUAGUCACAUUCAGGGGAAUCUGGAGGAGAUCUCGACCUUCCAGCAGAUGUUGGUUCAGUCCUUGGAGGAGCACACAAAACUCCCAGAGAACCAGCAGAGGAUCGGGGGGUUCUUCCUGAAUCUGAUGCCCCAGAUUAAGAUCCUCUAUGUGGCCUACUGCUCCAACCACCCGUCUGCUGUCAAUGUACUCACACAGCACAGUGAGGAACUGGCGGAGUUCAUGGAGUCAAAGGGGGCGUCCAGUCCUGGGAUCCUGACUCUGACCACUAGCCUGAGUAAACCCUUCACCAGGCUGGAGAGAUACCCAACGCUGCUGAAAGAACUGGACCGACACAUGGAGGACCAACACCCCGACAGAGCUGAUCUCAUUACUGCCAUGAUGGACUUUAAAAGCUUUGCAGCUCAGUGCCAGGAGGUGAGGAAGAGGAAGGACCUGGAGUUGCAGAUCUUAACAGAGCCAAUCAGAAACUGGGAGGGGGAUGACAUCAGGACCCUCGGCCCGGUUCUCCACAUGUCCCAGGCCACGGUCCACACACAGAACUGUCAGGAGUCAAAUGAACGCUACCUCGUCCUCUUCCCUCACACUCUGCUCGUGCUCUCUGCCAGCCUAAGGAUGAGCGGAUUCAUCUAUCAGGGAAGGAUGCCGCUGACAGGAAUGCUCAUCUCCAGAAUAGAAGACGGAGAAAACCUGAGGAACGCUUUUGAAAUAUCUGGUGGCCAGUGUGAUCGGCUGCAGGUGGCAUGUAACAGUCAACACGAUCUACAGGACUGGCUCGACCUUCUCACCAAGCACACGCACACUUCGGCCGCACACACACGCUCUCAGAAGACUCAAUCCAUCUGUCACACAUUGCCCUCUCAGCCCGCCACUCCCUCCAGACACUCGGAGUCCCGUGGAGGGAGCACCGGACACACCUACCACACCCUCCCCCAUCCCUCUUCAUUUGGGACGGGCCUCAACAACAGCCCAAUGUGGGGGCCCCUGGAGCCGCCGAGCACCCCUAAACCCUGGAGCCUGAGCUGCCUUCGCCCUGCGCCUCCACUCCGGCCCUCGGCUGCUCUCUGCGUAAAGGAGGAUAUGAGUAAGAGUCCCAAGAACAUGAAGAAGCUGCUCCCUAAGAGGAAGCCAGAGAGAAAACCUUCAGAGGAGGACUUCACUGUCAGAAAAAGUACAGCAGCUCUAGAGGAGGACGCUCAGAUACUGAAAGUGAUCGAGGCCUACUGUACCAGCGCCAAGACGCGACAGACGCUCAACUCCACCUGGCAAGGGACUGACCUCAUGCACAACCACGUGCUCGCUGACACCAGCCUCACCGUCGCUGGUCUCCCCGGCAACCUGCCUUGUUCUGACCAGUCAGAGGACUCGGAUUAUGACAGUCUCUGGACCGCCCAUAGUUACAGGACUGCCUCGUUUUCUCGCUCCAGCAGGAAGGAUGUUCACAUGUUGUUCCCAGAGGAGGAGAAGAUUAUAGUGGAGGAGACCAGGAGCAACGGACAAACUGUAGUGGAGGAGAGGAGUCUGGUGGACACUGUGUACAGCCUGAAAGACGAGGUCCAGGGACUCAAACAGGACAACAAGAGGAUGAAGAGGACGCUGGAGGAGGAGCAGCGAGCGAGGAAAGAGCUAGAGAGGAUUGUCCGGAGAGUUCUGAAGAACAUGAACGACCCAACCUGGGAUGAGACGAACCUCUGAGAUGUGUUUGAUCAUCAUGGACGAGACUAAUGUCUGACUUUUAAAUGACCAAAAUGACCUGUUGUUCAACCUGUGUGGACAGAAGCUGCCAAUACGUCUCCAUUCAACAUGUCUUUGACCUUCACAGUGACCUGUGGACCCAACUGUGGACCAAGAGAAAAUGCCUGCCAGCCCUCAGCGAAGCCAUCCCAACUGACCAUAAAGCUGUGAUGCCAAAUUAGCUGGUAGGCAUGAUGACAUCACUUCCUGUCACCCUCCUUUACUUUUUCAAACAGCCUUGUUUGGAGCAUCAUCUACUUGUGUAUUUAUCUUUUAUUCCUCCUUAGUAUGAAAUUGCACCACUGCCAGUAUUUUAUUGACUGGCCUCGUGCAUGAAUAACAACGCUACGUUGGUUUAUACAUUUCAGAGAGACGGAAACUUGAAAUAGAUGUUUUUUUUCCACACUCCUCAUUUCAUUGGCAGCAAUUUUUAUUCUAUUUUAUGAUAUAUUUUUCUUGAUUCUAACAAACUAUGAAGUUGGUUUAUUUAUUAUAUCAAAUACAAAGUGUAGUUGGGCACUCAUUUCAAAGUAAAGCUAAAUUUAACAGCACUUAUAAGUGACGGGAGGAGAUUUAAAUUCUCUGUGUGGUGUAAAGAUUAUUGCAGCUAUGAUGAAAACAUCCAGCUUAACAUUUCAUUGCAUUGCUUCAUGGGAUAUGCAAAUUCCUGGUGUGAUUAUUUUAAUUAUAUUUAAGAAUAGAAUAUUUUUUUGUAGUUUUUAAACCCAGAUGGAUAAACUACAAGUGAGUAGAGCUGCAAAGAUGAACUGAUUAAUUGAUUAACUAUUUUGACAAUCGAUUAAUCAAUUUGAGUUAUUUUUUUAAGAAAAAAUAUUCUCUGAUUCCAGCUUCUUAAAUGUGAAUAU
Messenger RNA from Sebastes umbrosus (honeycomb rockfish), 3467 nucleotides. RefSeq names its product Rho guanine nucleotide exchange factor (GEF) 7b (gene arhgef7b). Bases 1 to 2562 code for a protein of 853 amino acids. Gene Ontology annotation, biological process: intracellular signal transduction. Gene Ontology annotation, molecular function: guanyl-nucleotide exchange factor activity; protein binding. The transcript is spliced from 22 exons. The record is from RefSeq and is a predicted model, not a curated record. Lineage: Eukaryota; Metazoa; Chordata; Actinopteri; Perciformes; Sebastidae.